Messenger RNA from Aspergillus glaucus CBS 516.65, 2086 nucleotides. RefSeq names its product putative cytochrome P450 monooxygenase. Gene Ontology annotation, molecular function: monooxygenase activity; heme binding; iron ion binding. The coding region runs from base 444 to 1781 and encodes 445 amino acids. The record is from RefSeq and is a predicted model, not a curated record. The transcript has 4 exons. NCBI's taxonomy places the organism in Eukaryota, Fungi, Ascomycota, Eurotiomycetes, Eurotiales, Aspergillaceae.
GCUUUGGUCUGCCAUUCUCCGCAGCUGUGUCAAGGGAAACAGCUCACGUUCGCAAUUACUGUAUCCGCACACCAUGCGGAGGUGGGGGUGACAGCAGUCGCGGGCCAAUUCAUGUUUCUGGAUGGAGAGAACAUGAGCAAUAACCAAAAGCUUGACAGUAUUGGCCAGUCGCGAGAAGACAUUGGGCCGGGACCGGACUGCAAUUUAGUACUAUGAACUCGUUUCUGUCGCGAAAUAAUGGAAGACUAGAUUGCUUCCCCCGGGUCCCUCCGGUUUCUGUCGGGAUAUCGCGGUUGGCAGAAAAGGGGCCUGACAGGGAGCGAAUAUGCGAGCUUUUAACGCAUACAGCUUACGGGUCUACCUGCAAGGUCGGCUGAUACGAAUGGACUACAUAAGGUGGACGGCUAGCUCCAUGUCUGUCUCGCGUAUCUUUGACCACCAUCAUGCUUGUGUAUGCGACAGUUGUGGUCCUGGUCUUGUCUAUUCGCGUUCUCUACAACUACACCCGCUUAUGGCCGAUCCCAGGCCCAGUUUAUGCUUGUGUUUCGGACCUCUGGCGAGGGUAUGCUCGAGAGUCGCCCGACUAUAGCCGUCGCGUGCGUAAACUGCACCAGAGGCACGGCCAGGUGGUUCGCAUAGGGCCGAAUGUGGUCAGUAUCCCUGAACCCGAGGCCAUUGCGCGGAUUUAUGGUAGCAGAGACCAAGAAAAGUCUAUUCAUGAUUAUCCUAUCUCUGAGCGUGAACAAGCCAUAUCCAGCAUUUGCAUGUCGAACGAUUUGGGAAAUGUUUCCAUAAGUGACGUCUUCUGUCGAAACACGAGUGCCUUGCGCUAUGAGGGAAUUGUCGAUCAUUCCGCCAGUGACCUGAUCUCAGCCCUACAGAGGUAUCGAAUCCUAGAGAUGACAGGGCCUCUUCAAGUAUUCGCGUCGGAACUCGCGCACAAGGUAUUGGCAAAGAUGCCUUGGAGUGGGAAAGGAGUUGUUGGGACUGGACCUUCACCAUCGACGGUAGAAUAUCUGACACUCUGGAGUCCUAUCAUGAGGUUGAAACGAGAACGCCAGGAGCUCUUCUCAUGUGUGUCCACUCAGAAGUAUUCCUGGACACCUCCCGGCUCCAAUCCUGAGGGACGGAAUGAAGAAGUGAACGAGAUAUCCAAGGAUUACUUAUCGGUUGUGACGGCUGGGAUGAACACGAUUUCAACAGCAUUUGUUUCGAUUUUCUCCUUGCUGUUGCGACACCCGGAGACAAUGAGCCGGCUGACUGGAGAGAUAGACGCGGCCUUCUACAAUGAGCACCUAUCAGAGAUUCCUCGAUGGGAAGAAGUGAGCAGACUGCGUUACCUGGAUGCCGUUUUCAAAGAGUCGAUACGCUGCCAGGCUACGACAUCUAGCAUUGAAGUAUCAGUACCUGGAGACGGAAGCAUAAUUGCUGGAAAUUAUCUUCCAGCUGGAACAGUAAUCGAUUGGCAGCCUGACUCUUUCAAAAUUGACGAAGGCAUUUACGGGGAGGACGUGGAAAACUUUCAACCGGAACGCUGGCUUGUUGUGGAUCAGCAGAAACGAAAGCGUAUGGAGCAAUGUCUAUUAGCAUUUUAUAUCAGCAGACGAACUUGCACGGCAGCCCGAGUGGUAUUCUUAGAGUUGAAGAAGGUCAUCGUUAUGAUUCUUCUACAAUUUAACAUGCAGCUCCUUGCGUCAGACGGACAUUCUUCGGAGGAGCUGAGUCAAGACGCUGAAUGCCUACCGCGUAUGGUAGUUAGUCUCGCGCAGAGAGUGCAUUAAGUCGUCGAAAUCAGCAGUGGCCCAUGUGAAAACGUCACAUGCAACAACCACUCGAAAGAGCAAAUCCUCGGGGCAGUCCGUGAAAACCGUUACCAUGAAACGCUGGAGUAUCCUUUGUGAAAGAUUCGUUUUAAACGUCGCGAUCGCUCUUGGCUACUGGUUCAGUUAUGAUGAAUUCAUAUUUACAAGUCUAACACAUUAACCAUGUGCAAAUUAUGUACAACUGCAUAGCGUGAUACCUCUAUUCAAAAUGUUCUGCUGCCAUGCUUUCUACGAACUCUUCUCCAACUCGAGGAAAGCACGCG